Messenger RNA from Lottia gigantea (owl limpet), 1197 nucleotides. RefSeq lists its product as hypothetical. The transcript has a single exon. The record is from RefSeq and is a predicted model, not a curated record. NCBI's taxonomy places the organism in Eukaryota, Metazoa, Mollusca, Gastropoda, Lottiidae. Bases 278 to 427 code for a protein of 49 amino acids.
GAAACGGCAUGGGUAUUAACACGAAACCAACAAGGAAUCAAUGAGGGUGAACUAGAUAGAAUUUAUCAUAUGUUACGACGUUACAACAUUGAUCCUAACCACUUCAAUACAGUAGACCAGAGUUCUUGCCCAAAUUAAUACUACACCAUUAUAUCAUCACUUUUUUGUCUUCUUUUUAUUGGUGCCUCAUAUCACAAUUAUCCAAAUACAGCAGCCAUAAAGAAAGUUCUUUUCUUAUAAAAAUUAAUCUUCGUUAGUACUCUACUGAACAAUUUAAAUGUUUUAUACCAUUUUUCUCGAUUUUUUCAUGAGACUGGUAAAAAAGAAAUUUGAUUUUAUAUCAUCUGUUUAUAUUUCAAAAAGAUUAGAAAAUAAAAUGUUGUGUAAGAUAUCCGUUAAAAUCACAAUCAAUAUAGCAAAAUGUUGAUAUGCUGUGGUACCCUUUAUUUAAUGGUAUGCGAAUCAGAAGUCACCUUGUCAUUCUGAUAAAAUAACGGAUACUGUGCUGUAUCAAAUGAAGAUGUUGUUACAGAUCAACUUCAAUACCGAAUUUGACUAAUUGCCUAUUGGUAUAUCCUUUAUCACAUUUACAGUCUAUAGCAUGGACGUAUAUAUUUCCAUGUCAGUCCCUCUAACUAGCAUCAAUGAUAGGGAAAACCCUUUUAUUUACUGCAGGCUAAUCUAAUUUCAACAAAGGCUACGUAAUAACACUGCAUAAUAUAUGACUGCAUUGCUUUCCAUGCUGAUAAGAGUCAUUUCAGCUUCCAGUACCAAUUUUUCAAAAUGGAAAUCUGAUGUCUGUUUUGUCAUAGAAAAUCAAAAUAGCCGUUAGUGAUGACAGUCUAAAUAGAACUUUGCACAAUGUUUAUUGUGAUUGUGUUAUCAUAACCUCAGACUAUUGUCACUUCUGUCCUGAAGUUUUCCUAAAAUUACAGAAAAAUGUCUGACUCAAAAUAGUAAAACUACCUGUCAGCAUUUUAAACUAAUAUAGCCUGACAUGAAACUAGUUUAGCAGAUCCUCUCAAAGUCUUUAAAAACCUAACACCAGUAGACUCCAACAAUACAUGGAGUUAAUAUUAUUUUUUGAACACAGUUUUAAGAAAAGUAUAAGCAACAUUCACAAUUACAUAGAGGAAAGGAAAAGAAACUUAAAAGACCCUGACUAGAUAAAACACAUAAUAUUACUGUAUAAUUUUC